CGGAUCUCGGAUUCAGUUAAAACUAAACUAAAAAAAAUGCAGGUUAACUGAGUUGUCACACCGUAGUAUUAGAUGAUGAUUUACACGCUGCUCACACCUGCUGUCUUGAGAACAGUAGUAAGCGGAGUGCUUGUGCUGGUAGCUUUCCUUGUAUAUCGGAGAUACAGGAGAUGGGAGGCAGGGUUUAAUGCAUUCCCAGGAAAACCUAUCAGUCACUGGUUCUUUGGAAAUCUGAAAGAGUUCCCUGGGUUGACAGAAGAAGGUUACAACUUUAAUGUAGAAAUGGUGAAGCUGUUUCCAAAGUUCUUCAGAUUCUGGGUUGGUAGAAUUUACUGUGUCCUUAUUUUCCAACAUCCAGACACAGUGAAAGUGGUUUUGAAAUCAUCAGCUCCAAAGUCAAGGGCUUCUGGGACUUUGUACGUGCCAGGAUUGCGCUGGCUAGGUGAGGGUCUUCUCAUUGCAAAUGGAGAAAGAUGGGCAAGAAACCGUAGACUGCUCACUCCAGCCUUCCACUUUGAUAUUCUUCAGCCUUAUACAGACAUAAACAACAAGUGUGUUGAUAUUUUGUUGAGCAAGCUACAGGGAUUCUGUGACAGGGGAGAGAACUUCGAAGCAUUUGAACAUAUUGGGCUGUGUUCAUUGGAUAUUAUUGGAAGAUGUGCAUUUUCAUAUAUUACAGAUGCUCAGACACAGGGUGAUAAGCACCCCUAUGUGAAUGCUGUUCAUAGGCUUACAGAAUUGUGGACAAAAAGGACAUUAAAUUUGUUCCAUAUAUUAGAUUGGGUGUAUUUCAAUUUCACAAAAGAUGGCAGAGAGUUUUCCAAGUUAUGUGAUUAUGUUCACAAAGUUGCUGAAGAUAUUAUACAGAAAAGGAAAAAGGUUUUAGUAGGUCCAGCAUGUUGUGUAUUAAAAUUAUUUCAGGAAAUCGAAGGAUUGCCAAGCAAUGACGGUAACAGGAAAAGAUAUUUAGACUUCCUGGAUAUUUUGAUAACAGCUAAAGAUGAGGAUGGUGUGGGACUCUGUGAUUAUGAUAUCCGCUGUGAAGUGGAUACAUUCAUGUUUGAAGCACAUGAUACUACUACCUCUGGAAUAUCUUAUACAUUGCUAUGUUUGGCACAGAACCAAGAAAUACAAGAGAAGGUUCGACAAGAAGUUGAUGAUAUACUUACAGGCAGAGAAUCGGAUGACAUAACAUGGAAGGAUUUGGCAAAGUUUGAGUACCUGAACAUGUGUAUAAAAGAGGGAUUAAGAUAUUCUAGCCCGGUACAUGUUGUACAGAGACAUACAACAGAGGAAUUACAAGUGGAAGGAUACACAAUACCUUCAGGUACAAAUAUUAUAGUACAUUUGUAUGCGCUUCACCACAACCCAGCAGUAUGGGGCAGUGAUUUUAAUGAGUAUAGACCUGAGAGAUUUCUUCAUGAAAAUGUAGAAAAAAUGGAUCCAUUUGCAUUUGUGCCUUUCUCAGGAGGUCCUAGGAAUUGUAUUGGUCAGAAUUUUGCCAUGAUGGAAAUGAAGAUUAUGAUAGCAAGAAUAAUUCAUAGGUUUAAGAUAGAAACAGUACCAGGCCAUAUCUACAGAAAAGAACUAAGUGUGGUUACUCGUUCAGAAAAUGGGAUCUUAUUGAAAAUUACACAAAGAAGACCUAAAACGUAGUUCCAUAUUCUUAUAUUCAUACACAUGAUUUUUAUUCUAUAGGAUUUUAUUCUACUGUAAAAGCAGAAAUUUUUAACAAGGUUUAAUUUUUGCUAUAUUCUUGAGGCCCUAUAUCGCACAAAAAUUAAUCUAAUAUUAAACCUUGCAAAAUACUCAAUUUUUCAAUUUCACAAAAUUUUGACAUGGUGAAAAGUUUUGCUUUUACAGUAUUACAGUGAAAUUUUAUAAUUUGAUUACAACUUUUGAACUUUUUUUGAAUUGAUUAAACCUUGCAUGAGUCUUUACCAUGACAUGAACUUAGGUACCUUCUAUUUUUUGUCUGCUUCCGCCCCUAUUUUCAGAGUUAUUGCCCCUGAAAUAGUCAAAAAUGCUCAUUUUCACCUGUUAUGCACCUAGCUCAAAAGUAUAUGAUAUAAAAUGAUGAAAACUUGCAUGAGUCUUUAUAUCAUGUUAUAAACUUGCACACCUCUUAUUUUUUGGCUGGCACCUUUCCCAAUUUUUAAAGUUAUGGCCCUUGAAAUAGUAAAAAAAUGCACAUUUUCACCUAAUUAUGUGCCUAGCUGAAAAACUAUUUAAUGUAAAUUAAUGAAACCUUGCUAGAGUCUUUAUCAUAAUGUUACCUUGCACACUUGGCAUUCUUCUUGAGAAUCUUAGUGAUUAUUACAGAGUUAUGGCCCUUGAAAUAGCGAAAAUUGUGUUUUUAUUAGUAAUGAAUCAUUUUCAUAAAAUGUUUGUUUAGGCUAUACCCAUUUAAGACUGCAAACAUUUGAAUUUCCCCCCUUAUCUGUGACAAAAGUACCAGUGGGGCACACCCUGUGUCCUACAGACACAUUCUCACACCCUAUAACGUGAUAGCG
Molecule: messenger RNA, 2513 nt
Organism: Mercenaria mercenaria
Lineage: Eukaryota; Metazoa; Mollusca; Bivalvia; Venerida; Veneridae
Product: cytochrome P450 4F2-like
Exons: 13
Coding region: 73-1656 (527 amino acids)
Molecular function (GO): oxidoreductase activity, acting on paired donors, with incorporation or reduction of molecular oxygen; iron ion binding; heme binding
Source: RefSeq, a predicted model, not a curated record